AUGACUCUAGUCCUCAACAACUGGCUCAAGACUCGAUCAUACAUCACCGGAUACACCCCAUCCCAAGCCGAUGUUGUCACCUUCAAGGCCCUCGACAAGGCCCCUGCCGUCGAGAAAUAUCCCCACGCCUACCGCUGGUACAACCACGUCAAGUCAUACGAGGCCGACUUCUCAACCCUGCCUGGUGACCCCUCGAAGCCAUUCACCACUUAUGGUCCCGAAGCGGUCGCCGUGACGGAGAACCCCAAGGACGCACCGGCUGAUGACGAUGACGAGAUGGAUCUGUUCGGAUCCGACGAGGAGGAGGAAGACCCAGAGGUUGUGGCCGAGCGUGAGCGAAGACUGGCGGACUACAAGAAGAAGAAGGAGGGCAAGGCCAAGCCUGCCGCCAAAUCUAUUGUGACACUGGAUGUCAAGCCAUGGGAUGACGAGACCGACAUGGACGAACUGAUCCAGAACGUCCUUGCUAUUGAAAUAGAUGGGCUGGUCUGGGGUGCUCACAAGCUUGAGGCCGUUGGUUUCGGUAUCAAGAAGCUGCAAAUCAACAUGGUCAUUGAAGAUGAGAAGGUCUCUCUCACUGACCUGCAGGAGAAGAUUGAGGAGGACGAGGAUCACGUUCAGUCAACUGUAAGUUUGGAUCUUCACCUAUCCCUGGGGGUAUCUGUGAGGUCUGUUUGCUAA
Messenger RNA from Exophiala spinifera, 681 nucleotides. RefSeq lists its product as uncharacterized. Gene Ontology annotation, biological process: translational elongation. The coding region runs from base 1 to 681 and encodes 226 amino acids. The record is from RefSeq and is a predicted model, not a curated record. Lineage: Eukaryota; Fungi; Ascomycota; Eurotiomycetes; Chaetothyriales; Herpotrichiellaceae. The transcript has 2 exons. Gene Ontology annotation, cellular component: eukaryotic translation elongation factor 1 complex; cytosol. Gene Ontology annotation, molecular function: translation elongation factor activity; guanyl-nucleotide exchange factor activity.